Messenger RNA from Metopolophium dirhodum (rose-grain aphid), 1860 nucleotides. RefSeq names its product zinc finger BED domain-containing protein 5-like. The record is from RefSeq and is a predicted model, not a curated record. Lineage: Eukaryota; Metazoa; Arthropoda; Insecta; Hemiptera; Aphididae. The transcript has a single exon. Bases 1 to 1860 code for a protein of 619 amino acids. Gene Ontology annotation, molecular function: protein dimerization activity.
AUGGAACGUUGGUUAAAUUUAAAAAGGAAGAAUUCUGACGUUGAUGAUGAAAAAACUCCGUGUACGAGUAAAGAAAAGUCAACAAAACUUCGUAAGUAUGAUAGUAAUUAUUUAUCAAUGGGUUUCACGUCCAACGGAUCUGAAGAAGAACCAAAACCUCAAUGUGUGGUAUGUUUUGAGGUAUUAUCAAACGAGGCUUUAAAACCAUCAAAACUAAAAAGACACCUCGAAACUAAGCAUAAAGGACAUGCCAUGAAAUCCAUUGAUUUUUUUAAAAAUAAAGAGCAAGAAUUGAGAAAAAAUAUGAAAUUUAUUAAAAAAACUGCAACUGAUUGUACAAAUGAAAGCGCCGUAAAAGCAUCGUUCAUAGUUUCUUUACUAAUUGGGAAAUCAGGGAAACCUCACACGAUCGCUGAGGACUUGAUAUUACCUGCUGCGAAAGCUAUGGUUUCUGCAAUGAUCGGCGAAGAAGCUGCAAAUAGCUUAAAUAAAAUUGCAUUGUCAAAUGAUACAAUAAAAAAACGAAUUGAUUGUUUAUCAGGAAAUAUUAAAGAACAAUUGUUGAAAAGAAUUAAUAAAAGUGACUACUUUAGUCUCCAACUUGAUGAAAGUACCGAUAUAACUAAUAAAUCAGUAUUACUGUGUUAUGUAAGAUACGAAUACGAUAAUGUCAUUUCCGAAGACAUUUUAUUCGUAACCACUGUGGUACACACCACGGCAGAGGAAAUAUUUUGUAAAAUUAAUGAAUUUAUUAUAGCGAAUGAAAUUGAAUGGACUAAAUGUGUAGGAGUUAUUACAGAUGGUGCUCGAGCAAUGUCAGGAAAAUUUACUGGAUUAAUUGCAAGGAUUAGAAAUAUCAUACCAUCAGUCACAUGGCAUCAUUGUUGCAUUCAUCGCGAAGCCAUAGUUUCCAAAAAAAUACCAAUACAUUUGAAAACAGUUUUGGACGAGGCUGUAAAAAUUGUGAACUUUAUAAAAGCAAAAUCAUUGAAUUCAAGAAUUUUUAAACAACUUUGCAAAGACAUGGAUAGUGAACAUUAUCAACUUCUGUUGCAUUCUGAAAUUCGUUGGUUAUCUCGAGGUAAAGUGCUCUCUCGUCUAUUUGAAUUGAAAGAUGAGGUAAGAUUAUUUUUUAUCGAACAUAAAUCAUUUUCGUUGAGUGAACGCGUGAAUGAUUAUUCUUGGUUGGCUACUUUAGCAUAUCUAUCAGAUAUAUUUACUCAUUUAAACGCACUUAAUUUAAGUCUUCAAGGAACACAUAUUACAAUUUUCAAAGUUGAAGAUAAGAUUGAAGCGAUGAUUAAAAAGUUGGAACUAUGGAGUCUUCGGCUGUCAAAGAAGAAUUACGAUCCAUUUCCAAAUCUCAAAAAUUUUAUUGAAUCAACUGAAGAAGAAUUGUCAGAUAAAGAUUCUAAAUAUUUCAUACAACACAUGGGUGAUAUGCAACGUAGCUUCCGUGAUUACUUUCCUGUUCCAGAUAUAAGUAGAAAUUGGAUUCGACAACCUUUUGAAAUUGAUAUUCAUCAAAUAAAUGGACUGACAUCAUUGAAAGAAGAUAGCCUUGUAGAAAUGUCUACACAUACUAGUUUCAAAAUGCAGUUCAAUCGAAAGUCAUUAGAACAUUUUUGGUUGCAUGUUCGAAAGGAUUAUCCACAAUUAUCGAGUAAAGCUCUGAAAGUUUUGAUUCCAUUUCCCACAACUUAUUUAUGUGAAAAAGCAUUCUCCGCCCUCGUUUAUAUUAAGAAUAAGUUUCGAAACCGAUUAGAAAACGUAGAAUCUGAACUACGAUUAAAGCUUUCGAGUAUUGAGCCCGAUGUUCAAAAACUAGUAACUGAAAUGCAACAUCAACCAUCGCAUUAA